GGGGACCAUCAGGACCACACUGUGAUUGCCAUGGCGAACCGGACCGAGACAAAAUCUUUGGACCAAACCAACUGUCCCGAGAAGAACCAACGAAGCCCAGCGGCCGCCGUCUCCGCCGCCGCGCUGCUGCAGGCACUGUCGCUUUAAGUGGCGGGGCCAGAGACUCACGAGGCUGAGCCAGAAGGAAAGGGGCGGAGUCAGGAGGAGAAGAGGCGUGGUCAAGAGAACGGGCGAAGCCUUGACGAUAAGAGGACUGGUUCGGACGAUAAUGGGCGGGACACGAGACAGAAGAGGCGUGGCCAUGGUGUUGAAUGGGCGGCGUCUGAUAGAAAGGGGCGUGGCCAGGAGGAGAAGAAGGAAGGCGUGACGGUGAAGCGGACGUGCAGCGACGGGAGGAGGCGCUGGGAUAAGAAACACUACUGCGUGUUCUGCGGCGGCCGCAGGUGAAGAUCGCUCGCCACCUGCUGAGGAAACACGCCGACCAACAGGAAGUGGCGGCCGCCAGCACGCUGCCCACGGGCUCCAAACAACGCCACCUGCUGCUGGAGCACCUGCGCUGCCGCGGAAACUACAUGCACAACAUCGAGGUGAUCAGACAGGGCAGUGGAGAGAUCGUCCCGUGGCGUCAGCCCUCAGAGGAAGUGGAUGCGAGGAACUACCUCCCCUGCCCGCUCUGCCUCGGUUUCUUUCUCCGCGCUGAUCUCUGGAAACAUCAGGCGUCCUGCCGCAAGAAGCUGACCGCUGAUCACUCAAGAGACCCCGCCUCCACAGCAGACACAACCACUGACCCCUCAAGAGACCCCCGCCUCCACAGCAGACACAACCACUGACCCCUCAAGAGACCCCGCCUCCACAGCAGACACAACCACUGACCCCUCAAGAGACCCCACCUCCACAGCAGACACAACCACUGACCCUCAAGAGACUCCGCCUCCACAGCAGACACUACCACUGACCCCUCAAGAGACUCCGCCUCCACAGCAGACACAACCACUGACCCCUGCAGAGACCCCGCCUCCACAGCAGACACAAGGUCUGAUCCCACAGGUAAGUCGGCCUGUGGUCCAGCAGCCAACAGGGCCACAGAGGAUGCACCUUCUGACCCCUUGGGAGAUACAACCGCAACACGCCAGACCGGGACCAAACGGCCAAUGACCUCUGACCACAGGGUGGAUCAGGAAGGGACCUGUGACCCCGGUGGGGCAGAGCUGCCAAGGAAGCGCAGCAGGUCCAGGCUGCAGCGUCCCGCCUCCUUCCCAUUUCCAGCGGAGCGUCUGAGAGCUGCAGCGAAGUCCUGCAUCGCAUGAACCAGGACCACGUGUCACACCAGGUCAAGUCUGAUUGGCUGAUCUGUAAAUAUGGAAACAAGUUGAUGGGGAACCAAGAUGGCAGCCAGAGGAGGUACGACUAUGUCAGUCAGAAGCUGCGGGAGCUCGGCAGGUUUGUCCUCGCUGCUAAAUCUCUGGACUCUGGCGUUCGGACCCUGCAGGACCUUCUGGCUCCGAACCGACUCAGCAUGGUACUGGCCGCUGCCAGAAAGGCUUCAGGAUACCGCUGGAGUCGCCCUCCGCUGGCCGUGAAGACCACCCUGAAGACGGUUUGUGAGAUCGCCAUUGGAGAGAAUCUGCAGGACGGAGACUGGGAGGCUGCAGCCAAGACCACCGACUUCUAUCAUGUGCUGGGGAGGGAGUGGGACAACCUGGGGCUGCUGGACCCCGACCCCCACACAGCCACUUCAGUAGAAGUUAAGCUGAAGAAACGAUUGGUCCACUCAGUAAGUGAGAAGGGUAAAGAGCCGUCUGACCCAAGACCAGAGGUUCCAGCACAAAGUAGUAACCGACCGCUGAAUUCCAUGAUUCAAAUAGAGUCCAGACUGCAGACUCCCAUCACAGUCCCUGCUGCUCCGAGGAAGGUCCGACGUCGGCCCUGGUCGUCUGCAGAGAAGGAGGCAGUCUGGAGACAGUUGGGAGUCCACGUUCUGGUCCAGUCUGUGCCAGGGAAGGAGGUCUGUCAGCGCUGUCUGGACCUGGAGCCGGUCCUCAGAGGGCGACACUGGAAGGACAUCAAGAACCAAGUCCACAACCAGAUCCAGAGUCAAAAGAAGCAGCAGUUCCACGCUCAGAUGGACCUUCAGGACAACCAGGAACCACAAGAGAAAAUCCAAAAUCACAAGAAGCAGUACCAGGCUCAAGUAGACCAACAAGGCACAGACCACAACCAGAAGAAUACCCAGAUGAACCUCCAGGACCAGGACAACAUUCAGAAUCACGAGAAACAACAGUACCAUACCCAGAUGAACCUCCAGGACCAGGACAACAUUCAGAAUCUGAAGAAACAGCAGUUCCAGACCCAGAUGGACCUCCAGGACCAGGACAACAUUCGGAAUCACAAGAAACCGCAGUACCAUACCCAGAUGGACCUCCAGGACCAGGACAACAUUCAGAAUCACAAGAAACAGCAGUACCAUACCCAGAUGGACCUCCAGGAACAGGACAACAUUCAGAAUCACAAGAAACAGCAGUACAAUACCCAGAUGAACCUUCAGGACCAGGACAACAUUCAGAAUCUGAAGAAACAUCAGUACCGCACCAGAUGGACCUCCAGGACCAGGACAACAUUCGGAUUCACAAGAAACAGCAGUACCAGACCCAGAUGGAUCUUGAAAUUCACAAAAAGCAGCUGUGCCUGCGAGAUUAGCUCACCAGGACCAAAUUCAGAUCCAUAA
Etheostoma spectabile (orangethroat darter) is the source of this 2725-nucleotide messenger RNA. RefSeq lists its product as uncharacterized. Bases 1304 to 2725 code for a protein of 473 amino acids. Lineage: Eukaryota; Metazoa; Chordata; Actinopteri; Perciformes; Percidae. The transcript has 6 exons. The record is from RefSeq and is a predicted model, not a curated record.